Suncus etruscus (white-toothed pygmy shrew) is the source of this 1640-nucleotide messenger RNA. It is a transcript of the gene IGSF21, whose product is annotated as immunoglobin superfamily member 21. Lineage: Eukaryota; Metazoa; Chordata; Mammalia; Eulipotyphla; Soricidae. Gene Ontology annotation, cellular component: adherens junction. The record is from RefSeq and is a predicted model, not a curated record. The transcript has 10 exons. Gene Ontology annotation, biological process: heterophilic cell-cell adhesion; homophilic cell-cell adhesion. The coding region runs from base 77 to 1483 and encodes 468 amino acids.
ACGCGCGUGAGCCCAUGGCGAGGGGACCCGCCGCCGCCGCCGCCCCUGCCUGCGCCGCUGCCAGCUCCCGGGCACCAUGCGCGCCGCCCCGAGCCUCCGCCGCUGCGUCUGCCUGCUGCUCGCCGCGAUCCUCAACCUGGCGCGCGCCUACCUGACGGUCAACAUUGAACCCCUCCCACCCGUGGUGGCUGGUGAUGCCGUGACCUUGAAGUGCAACUUCAAGACAGAUGGCCGUAUGCGAGAGAUCGUGUGGUACCGGGUGACAGACGGUGGCACUAUCAAGCAGAAGAUUUUCACAUUCGAUGCCAUGUUCUCCACCAACUACUCACACAUGGAGAACUAUCGCAAGCGUGAGGACCUGGUGUACCAGUCUACUGUGAGGCUCCCUGAGGUGCGAAUCUCAGACAACGGGCCCUACGAGUGCCACGUAGGCAUCUACGACCGUGCCACAAGGGAAAAGGUGGUCCUGGCAUCAGGAAACAUCUUUCUCAAUGUGAUGGCUCCUCCCACGUCCAUUGAAGUGGUGGCUGCAAACACUCCGGCUCCCUUCAGCCGCUACCAAGCUCAGAACUUCACUCUGGUUUGCAUCGUGUCUGGAGGGAAACCAGCACCCAUGGUUUAUUUCAAACGUGAUGGGGAGCCCAUUGACGCCGUGCCCCUGUCUGAGCCACCGGUUUCCAGCUCUGGCCCCUUCCACGACAGCAGGCCCUUCCGGAGCCUCCUACAUCGGGACCUGGAUGACACCAAGAUGCAGAGGUCCCUGUCUCUGCUCGAUGCUGAGAACAGGGCCAGGCAUCCUUCCACGGAGCGCCCCUCCCGGGGCCUGACCCAGAACCCCAGUGUCCUCCUGCAGCCAACCACUGAGAACAUCCCGGAGACGGUGGUGAGCCGUGAGUUUCCUCGCUGGGUGCACAGCACCGAGCCUGUCUACUUCCUGCGACAUAGUCACACGCCGGGCAGCGAUGGCACCGUGGAGGUGCGUGCCCUGCUCACCUGGACGCUCAACCCACAGAUUGACAAUGAGGCCCUCUUCAGCUGUGAGGUCAAGCACCCGGCGCUGUCCAUGCCUAUGCAGGCAGAGAUCACGCUGGUUGCCCCCAAAGGACCUAAAAUCAUGAUGACACCCAGCCGAGCCCGGGUUGGAGACACUGUACGGAUUCUGGUCCAUGGAUUCCAGAAUGAAGUCUUCCCAGAGCCGCUAUUCACGUGGACACGGGUGGGCAGCCGCCUCCUGGACGGCAGUGCUGAGUUCGCCGGGAAGGAGUUGGUGCUGGAGCGGGUGCCCGCAGAGCUCAACGGUUCCAUGUACCGCUGCACGGCCCAGAAUCCUCUGGGCUCCACUGACACCCACACCCGGCUCAUUGUGUUCGAAAACCCAAACAUUCCAAGAGGAACAGAGGAUUCCAAUGGUUCCGUCUCUGGCCCUGCUGGCAUCUGGCUCACCUUGGUGCUCGCCCUAACAGUGGUUCUGGAGCUGACGUGAAGGCCUAGUCCUGCCCUGCACCCCAUUGGCACUGACAUCUCCGCCAUCAGUUUCAUUUCUUUUCUAAACGAUUUCCAGUCUGGUUCUUAGUCUCUUUCUGUCUAUGUCUUGGCUUCUUCAAUCGGUUUGAUUAAAACAAACAGAACAAUUUUCCCCA